AUGAUCCGUACCAAUACACUUUCACCUGGCUCACCUUCUCCAGCAACUUUACUUAAUCCUUUAAAUAAUAUUUCCUCAACAGACGUUUCAACAACGCCAGUUCAGCAACUUUCCUGGGAAUUUUUAAGAAAACAAGCCCGUCAGUUGGAAAAUGAGAUAGAGCAGAAAUUAAAUAGUUAUUCUAAACUUGCAGCGCAAGUAGGGAGAAAUAUAAGUCCUAGUCCCGGAAAUAAAGGGAAUUUAUAUGGAGAUGGUUUAGUAGGGAAUUCUAGUGAGGCUAUGGAAUUGGAAUUAGAUGAGUUAAUUAAAAAGUUAACUUUGGUAGUAAAUUCCAUGGCGGAAGUUGUAGAUAGACCUUCAACCACACCUACAAAUCCAUCGAUGAUGCAUAUGUUGCAACGACAUAGAGAUAUUUUAUAUGAUUAUUCAAAGGAUUUUAAAAAAACCAAGGCAAAUAUCCAAGCAGCAAAAAAUCAUUCAGAUUUGUUAAGUUCUGUAAGAGAUGAUAUAAGUUCCUUUAAAUCCGGAAUGAGUAGUGAAACGGAUUAUUUUUUAAGUGAACGAAAUCGAAUUGAUAAUUCGCAUAGAAUGACGGACAUGGUUAUCGAGCAAGCAUAUGAAACAAGAGAAGAAAUGGGAAGACAAAGAAAUAUAUUAUUAAAUGUUAAUGCUCGAAUGAAUCGACUCACAAAUCUUUUUCCGGGUCUUAAUAACCUAAUAGGUCGUAUUAAUUCACGUAAAACCAGAGAUAGGAUUAUAUUAGCAGGAACAAUAUCAAUUUGUAUUAUUUUAUUAUUUUGGUAUAUAAAAUCAGGAAGUUAA
Cetraspora pellucida is the source of this 822-nucleotide messenger RNA. NCBI's taxonomy places the organism in Eukaryota, Fungi, Glomeromycota, Glomeromycetes, Diversisporales, Gigasporaceae. The record is from the annotation of a GenBank genome assembly.